Messenger RNA from Eremothecium sinecaudum, 4014 nucleotides. RefSeq names its product Ede1p (gene EDE1). Lineage: Eukaryota; Fungi; Ascomycota; Saccharomycetes; Saccharomycetales; Saccharomycetaceae. Gene Ontology annotation, molecular function: protein binding; calcium ion binding. Gene Ontology annotation, cellular component: cytoplasm; plasma membrane. The transcript has a single exon. Gene Ontology annotation, biological process: endocytosis; endosomal transport. The coding region runs from base 1 to 4014 and encodes 1337 amino acids. The record is from RefSeq and is a predicted model, not a curated record.
AUGGCAGUUAUAAACUUUAAGGUUCCUCUAUCAAAAGAGGAGAAUGCAAGUUUUGGUUCACAGUUUAGAUCACUUGACCGUGAUGAAUUUGGUAUUGUUACGGGUGACACUUUAAAAUCAUAUUUUAGUAAUUCGGGGCUAAGCAGCCAAUUAUUGUCAAGGGUGUGGUCAUUAGUCGAUACAGAGCAACAGGGAUUUUUGAAUAUCAGUCAGUUCUCCGCGGCAAUGCGUGCGAUUGGUCAUCUACAGUUGAACCCGCAACUUUCAGUUACUUCGGAGUUAUACGAAGCGCCUCCGUCGCAAAUGACGACGCUUGCAGGGGCGGGAUAUAGUGGUAUACCACCUGUUACGCCACAUGACUAUGCGAAAUUCAGUCAACUCUUUGACAGAUCUUCUGAGGAUGGGGUUAGGAUAUCGGGAGCAAAGGCCAAGGAGGUUUUUUUGAAGGCUAAGUUGCCAAAUGUUGUGCUUGGUUCAAUUUGGACGCUGUGCGACAGGAAUAAUUCUGGCAGCCUAGAUAAGACGGAGUUUGUUAUCGCAAUGCACUUGAUUCAGCUAACUUUAAAUAAGCACCCUAGUGCUACUAAAUUACCCACGUCACUUCCUCCAGAGAUAUGGCGUACCAGUGCUCCUUCUAAUCUGGCACCUCUGAGUAGAGACUCUACUGGGUUAUCGACGUCUUCUUCUAUUGCUAGAACUGGUACGUUGGCUCGCCUGUCGUCAAACUCCUUUACUAACAUCUCAAAUGACUGGACUUUGACUUACGAGAAGAAACAGCAAUUUGAUAGUAUAUUUGACGCUUUGGAUAAAAAUAAGGCUGGUGCUUUGGGUGCUGAUGUUUUGGUUCCAUUCUUUCUUACUUCAAAAUUAAGCCAAGAAGUUUUGGCAACAAUCUGGGAUCUGGCAGACAUUUAUAAUAAUCCUGUAUUUACAAAAACUGAAUUUGCCAUUGCAAUGUUUUUAAUUCAGAAGAAAAACGCUGGAAUCGAAUUUCCAGAUAUUGUACCAGAUCAGUUGUUAAACUCUCCCGCUUUAGGCUUGCAUUCUGGAAAUGCUCCCCAACAACAGUAUUAUCCACCAGCACCAGCUUACAACAAACAGCCAGUAAUCCCAUCCAGGGAUACCAAGCCCCACUUUGAACGUCCUCAACCGCAGAAAGGAAGCAGCUCCCUCAAUGAACUGCUGACAUUGAAUCCAUCAUUUGACGGCCAGCCCAACCGUUCUUACCAGGCGGUUUCAAACAACACAGGUAGUUCAAUUGGUACAACAUCGAGACAAGUUGUACCUGGAUUAGAGAGAUCUUCGAGUCUUGGGAAUUAUGGUGCAUCGCAGCAGAGCAGCAAACCAUAUGAAGGGAAUCUCCAAAGAAGCGCUACUCAGCACUAUGGUGGUGAUCAUUAUCCAAUGCACUCAAAUCUUCAACCUUAUGCCUCUCAUAGCCCUUCUCAGAAGCAGCUAUCAUAUACUUCAACUCCUCCUAUGAGCAGUGCAGCGUUAACUGAAGUUCCUGAGCCCUCUCAAAGUGGAAACUGGGAAGGAACAGCUUCUCCUGGUGGUGGAACUGGUUAUCAAUCCGAGCCUUCUAUUGAAUUAGCCAAUCUAUCAAACCAGAUUAGCUCCUUGACUACCCAAGCAACAAUGUUAAGUGAAAAGAGGACAAAUAUUAAGCAUGAUCUGGAUGAGAUAGCUCAGUUAAAGUCAAAGACCGAAACAAAGCUAACUUCUUUACGCAGUUCAUACGAAAAGGAAAGACUAGAAGUUGAUGAACUUGAAACCCAAUUAGUGAGAUCGCGUAAAGAAUUGAAGCUGUUAGAGCAAGAGCUAAAGGUUGCUGAGGAAGAGUAUAAUGAAGUUCAAUCACAGUUACUGAGAGUUAAGGAUGAGUUGGAGGAAACGAAGCAUACAAAUAUGGAAACAACAGGACGUAUUAGCCAAUACAAUAAUCUGGCGGCAACUAUGCGUAGAGAUUUAACGGAAAAACAGCGGCAAGUAAAGCAAGAAAAAUCAUUACUUAGCGUUAACGCAAAGCAAGAAGAAUUGAGUCAGAUAACAGUGGCAAAUUUGCAAGCCGAGAUCAAGGGUAUAGAUGAACAACUUGUUCUGUUUAUUAACAAAGGCAAAGAGUUAGAUGAAUAUCGUGUUAACAUUGAAAAACAACAUAGUGAAAUGGAACGGAAGCAUCAAGAAUUUGUCUCAAGAUCCCAUGAAUUAGAGAAUAAAUACCGUGAAUUUGGAGAAAGAGAGAAAGAUUUGGUCCAACGGACAAAAGAGAUAACUGAGAAUGAGCAAAGAUAUCAGGCAGAAAACUUGAAAUUACAGAAAAUGUUCGAAGAGUUAAACAAAAAGCGUUUAGAGUACGAAUUGGCGGAAAAGGAGGUUCUCCAGCAAAAACUUGAAGAGAAGGAGGAAAAUUUGCAUACUGACGAAAAAAGUCCUAUUCAACCUCCAACCGAGGAAACAGUUGAGAAGCAAAAUAUUUCCUUUGCUUCUGAAUCUAAAAACGCUGAAAUUAUUACUGAUGAUCAGACCUCUAGUACAAAAGCUAAAUCCGAAAUUCGUGAUAAUGUAUCUUUACCAGUCGGAUUACCGCAAGAUGAUGAAGGUAAACAAGACAGCGUUUUCGAUAAAGAUAUUCCUACUUCGCCAUCGCAAACUGAACUUGAUGAGGAGGAACAUAUUGCUAGUGCUGAAACUGUAGCACAAGCAAUGGACGAAGGUGAUAUGAAUGUAUACAGAAUUCCUAGAUCGGAAUCUAUGACUUCGUCUACUGCCAAUAAUGCUCCACAAUCUGUUAGGGAUGAGGAAGAGACUGAUAUACCGGAAGUUACAGGAGAGCAUACCAGACUGCCUCCUAAGGAGUCUGAUAUUAUUGAUGAAGAAUGUGAGAGAGAUCUGACCCAUGCCGCAGAUAAAUCUAUUCCUGGAGGAUGGGACGAUCUGGAUUAUGACGAUAAUUCCAAAACUAUAAGUGAUCCUCCUUCAGCUUCGAAGAGCCAAUUAAAAAGCAGUAAUCUGGUUGAUUCCUCGGGUACUGACCAAUCCCUUGCCAGCACAGCACAUAGUAAUAUGCUCGAUUCUGACAGUGGAAUUAGCGAAUAUUUGUACCAUAGUUCCAGAGAAGUUCCCUCAGCAGACGCUGGAUUCUAUCGUAUGACCCCAGCGACACCUAUUGGUGGUGCUGCUGAGCACGAUAACGAAAACAUUACGUUACAACCUGCAUCAAUCACUUCGGGAGAAAACAUGCCUACCACUUCAUCCACUCAUAUAAUGAAAGAAAAUGUUUCUGAAAGUUCUCCUUCUACGCAUCAUUUCUCAAAUCAACAGCUUAAUCAAACCGCUAGCGUUCGUAUUCCAUCUAUUUCUACACCUGUAAAGACUACAGAAGGGUAUAUGGUGGAACCUGUUUCACCUGUGCCCACCUUAAAUGCUCAAACCACCCCCUCUUAUGGUAAUAGUAUGCCUUACCUGGAAAACUCAGAGCUCUUAGAUCCUGAGGAACUGCAGAAAACGAAGAGCUCAGAAAUUGUUUUCGACGACUUUGCUUUUGAAGAUUUAGAGCAGGCAUCCCCUGAGGAUGAGCUGGGUGCAACCCCUCGUCUGGAUCCUAGUGCUGAAUUUGAGACUGCACCCAUUGGUUUCGAUCAUGAUAAUCUGAAUAAUUCUGGAUUCAUUGACGCCCCACACCCUGUGUUCAGCAGUUCCGCAAACAACCAACCUGUUUCAGUUAACGACCGUGAUGAAUGGGAUGAAAUUUUCCCGGCAUAUGAAACUAAUAGGUCGAGCAUGAAUCCUAUAACAAGACCAAAUGACCCAAAGAAUUCUUUCAUGAACGUAUCUGCAGUAAAAUCUCCUACAAAAGAGACCGCCGUUCAUUCAACCGGUGCGCCUAUUGUUCCAGCUGCUGUCCAAGAACUAGAAAGCAUGGGUUUUAGUAAUAGCGAAGCUACUAAUGCAUUAAACAAAUGCAACUGGGACUUAGAAGCGGCUACUAACUUUUUACUAGACAACAGCUAA